Messenger RNA from Alligator sinensis (Chinese alligator), 912 nucleotides. RefSeq names its product C-type lectin domain family 1 member A-like. Gene Ontology annotation, cellular component: cell surface. Gene Ontology annotation, molecular function: pattern recognition receptor activity; (1->3)-beta-D-glucan binding. Bases 1 to 912 code for a protein of 303 amino acids. The transcript has 8 exons. Lineage: Eukaryota; Metazoa; Chordata; Crocodylia; Alligatoridae. The record is from RefSeq and is a predicted model, not a curated record. Gene Ontology annotation, biological process: positive regulation of wound healing; positive regulation of killing of cells of another organism; detection of molecule of fungal origin.
AUGUCCCAGCCCAGCCCUGAAUCACUUCCAGCUGAGUCCAAACCAGCUGCACUGGACCUGCUGGGAAUGCAUGGGCAGGACGACGCCUCAUCAGACCUCAGACUGGAAACUCCUCCAGAGCUCCAGAGACAGAUCCCUUGGCAUGCUGGGCACACAGAGACUGCCCCAGCAUCUCCCCCAUGGUCCCCGAUUCCACUGGUACUUGGGAUAAUGUUGGUGUGCCUGCUUUUCCUGAUCACUGCCAGGGUGUAUGGUGCUCAGAUGGCUCAGUUGGGCAUAGAGCGGAAAAGCCUCCUCGAGCAGGUGGGAUACCUCUCAUCUGAGCUGACAUCCUGUCAAAAUCAAGGCAUUCCAGGAACUGUACGGGAGCUGCCUCAUGAUAUAGGGGAGAAGUGUCCAGCGCGGUGGAGUCACAGUACAAAUAGGUCCUACCUUUUCUCUCCUAAAAAGAGACGUUGGGAUCAGUGUAAAUACUCUUGCAGUUCUCACUCUGCAAGCCUGAUCACGAUGGACAGCAGAGAAGAGCUGGAUUUCAUAAUGACUGAGUCAUUUCACUAUUCUGAAGACCGUGGAAGCACUACAUACUACUUCCCAUUCUGGACUGGAUUGGUGUAUGACUCUCUCCAGGAGCUGGGGCUUGAAGGGAGAAUCCAGUAUGGCUGGACUCUGCUGGUGUCUUCAAUAAUGAGGACUAAAAAUGCUGGACUCAAACAACGGGAGCAGGGCAGAUACACCUUCUUGUGUCCAAAUUCAGAAGUCCAUCAUCCUCCGCUUGUGAUCUGUGAAGAAAAAGAAAAGCACAAUGGGCCAGAGCUUGUGCUGGUGUCAGAGCUCCUUGGGCUCCAGUGGAACGAUGCUGACUGGCACCAGCAGAAGAUCCGGCCUGGUUGUAUGAAGGAGCCCCAUCUCUGA